UGUUGCACUACUGUCAAUUGAUCAUUAGAGGGCAGUAUUGCAUUCAUUCACAAAAUAUACGUCAUAUCCGUCCAACUGUCAUGGAAGGGAAGAUGGCGGGUGCUUUGAAAGAAAAUCAACUCGCCCUAAAUGUUUACACCGCUCUACAGGCGGCGUCGUGUCCGUUGGUGGAGGGACUGUUUCUCCGCGAGCCUGCCAGUAUGCUGGAUCUUCUGUGCACGCCCUCCCAGCAUCGCACCGAUAUCCUCACCUGGAUUUGUACCACCAUCAGUCCAUCUUUGAGUAAGAGGCUCUCCUCCAUAAGGACUAGAGACCCAGACACCCUGAACCAAGAGCUGGCUGGGUUUGGGCAUGAGAUGAUGUUGUGUGAAAUAAAUGACCUGGACUUGAUCAAGGGUAGCGUGUGCCCCCUGCGGCAGCUGCAGUUCCUGGAGCAGCUCCUAACUUUGGUCCCAGGCUGCGUGGGGCCUGCUGGAGACAGCCUCCUGAGAGAGCUGUUUAACCCAGAGGCUCAGUCCUGCCUCACACACAUCCUCCAGCCCUCCCUCAACCCCUGGCCUGUGGACAUCAGGGCUCCUAGGAAAGGUCAGAGGUCAGUACCCAGCAUGCCAAGGGCUAGGACUGAUGAUGUCACAGCCCUCCUCCAGUCCACCCAGACUGCCCUUGAGCAACUACAGGCAGAGUGUGAGUUCCUGCGUGGCGAGGCUCAGCGUCCCAGCGUGUUCUCUGAGUGUGCGCUGCGUGUGGCGCUGUGUGACCUGCUGCAGCUCAUGGCUGCGUUUAGCCGUGUGUACGAUGCUGACCUCAGGCCCUACUGCAGCAGAGCGCCGCCCAGCCCCAGCACACACACACACACCUUCAGCAGAGUACACCAGCUGCUGCUGACCUGCAGCACGGAGCUGGGAGUGUUGCAGCAGGUAUCUGAGGUGUGUGAGUGUGUGGUGGAGACUGUGAGGGACGUCGACACAGGAGCUCUGCACUGGAGACAUGGAGAGAAGCACCCCCUCUCGGUCCAGUUGGAGGCUCUGUCCGGUAGAUACAGAGACUUCCUGCAUCAUCAGAGACUUCCUGCAUCAUCCGAGACUUCCUGCAUCAUCAGAGACUUCCUGCAUCAUCAGGACCCUCCAGCCAGGACCCAGAGCUGCUCUGCUCUGACCCCCCAGCCAGGACCCAGAGCUGCUCUGCUCUGACCCUCCAGCCAGGACCCAGAGCUGCUCUGCUCUGACCCUCCAGCCAGGACCCAGAGCUGCUCUGCUCUGACCCUCCAGCCAGGACCCAGAGCUGCUCUGCUCUGACCCUCCAGCCAGGACCCAGAGCUGCUCUGCUCUGACCCUCCAGCCAGGACCCAGAGCUGCUCUGCUCUGACCCCCCAGCCAGGACCCAGAGCUGCUCUGCUCUGACCCCCCAGCCAGGACCCAGAGCUGCUCUGCUCUGACCCUCCAGCCAGGACCCAGAGCUGCUCUGCUCUCACACUGAAAGGCCAUCAAAACAUGUUUUAAUGUCACACUUUUACAGUUGGUAAAACUAUUAAAAAAGUUAUGAAUUUAAUUCAGAUGUAUUCAUAGGCUUGUGAGCAACGUGUAUAAAUUUGUUUAAAUUACAACUUUUAUUUACUGUAAUUGUGUUCUUUGUCAAUAUAAAUUCUGACUGGAGUUUCACAAAUA
This is a messenger RNA of Osmerus eperlanus (European smelt), 1664 nucleotides long. It is a transcript of the gene haus7, whose product is annotated as HAUS augmin-like complex, subunit 7. Bases 81 to 1190 code for a protein of 369 amino acids. Gene Ontology annotation, biological process: spindle assembly; centrosome cycle. Gene Ontology annotation, molecular function: microtubule minus-end binding. Lineage: Eukaryota; Metazoa; Chordata; Actinopteri; Osmeriformes; Osmeridae. Gene Ontology annotation, cellular component: HAUS complex. The record is from RefSeq and is a predicted model, not a curated record. The transcript is spliced from 9 exons.